Molecule: messenger RNA, 2154 nt
Organism: Blepharisma stoltei
Lineage: Eukaryota; Ciliophora; Heterotrichea; Heterotrichida; Blepharismidae
Source: the annotation of a GenBank genome assembly
AUGUCAAAACUAGGCUAUGUAACAGGUGGAUACACACCUCUUAUGAUUGCAGCUGAAGAGGGAAACUUGGAAAGGGUCAAGCAGUUUUUGCCAAAAUCCCAAAUAAAUCAAAAGAAUGAAAGUGGAUACACAGCACUUGCAUUGGCAGCCAAAAGCGGGCAUUUAGCAGUUGCGAAAGAACUUAUAAAGAACGGAGCAGAUGUGAACGCGAGGAAUAAUGUAAGAGAUAUUUAGUCAGGGCAAACUAUUUUGUUUAUCGCGGCUUGGCAUAAUCAAAUUGAAGUGAUCAAAGAGCUUUUGAAUUUUAAUGCAGAUAUUGAUGCAUAUGACCAGCGUGGGUGGACUCCUUUGAUGAUCGCUGUUUAUCAUUCUUACCCAGCUACUAUUCAAUUUUUGCUUGAACAUGGCGCAGAUCCUAAACAUAAAGACUCAGUAAUUACUAAUUAGUUUGGAAAAGACUGUAUUUCAAGAUGCAAAGAUGAAAAAAUUAAAGCGAUUUUAGCACCUGAACCAGUGGAAGAAAAAAGCGUGAAAAGCAGAAAAUCACCUGUGAGGACAAAAGCAGGAGUUUCUCCUCAGAGAUCAAGAGAUCCAACUCCUAAACGAGUUACAACUCCUCAAAAAUCAAGGGAAACAACCCCCAAGCGAGAUGUGCAUCCUGCAGCAAUUUACCAGUCACUUAAUUUAGACUCUGAGCCUGAAGACAGAGUAUCAAAAUUCAAAGAUGAGCUAGAAAGGCACAUAAAAGCCAGCACAACAACUCUAGCUUGCAGGUCUGCUGAGAACUGCUUGAAUAGGAUUAAAAGGACUAUAAAUUCUGAAAUUGUGAAAGCUUAUGAACUGAUGCAUACCCAGAUUCACAAUAAGCUUGCACAAAAUCUACAGCAACUGUAUGAAAAUAUGGGCUCAAAACUUGUGCAAGCACUAGAUACCCAAUGUGAGCAAGGAGGAAUGGCAAUUCCUCAAGCUUCAUAUAACCAGCCACCACUUCAAAUUUCAUUCCAAGCAAAAAGAGGACUGCCUAAGCUUCAAUCAUUAGAACAGCCUAAAGUUUAUGACAGGCUAAACAAAAUGCCGUAUGCCGUCAAUAAAGACCAACUCAGACGAUCUUUUUCAUCUGAGGACUUGCAAAGUGAAAUGUAUUCGCAAAUUGACAGAGAAAUAGAAAGAUUAUCACAAAAACUUGAUACUUAAACUUGCUACAGGUUUGGCUGCUGCCUAUUGUUAACGCGGUCACCAAGGAUUCCCGCACGGGAUUCACCCUUUUUGCGGCGUCAGUAGGGAGAACUUUUUUCAAAUUAAUGACUCCCCGGGCGAGUUACGGCUCUUUCACCACCUUUCCUCUUCUUCACCACCUGACGCCAUGGUACUUGCGAAGUAGGGUUCUUUGCCUUGGUCUCCUCCUUGCCUUGUCGACUCCAGUGUUGAGUGGGAAGGCUAUGGAAUUCUGCGACUGCUGCUUGGGUUGAACGAAGGUUGCCCGCACAAAAAAUCAAAAAAAUAAAAAAAAUUCAAAGUAUGGGGCGUAACUACCAGUUUCAGUAGUAAGUUGCCUAAAUAGUUUAGGCAUUGCCGCAGACUUUGCUGUGCUUUCCCUUUUCCAGCUCUGAAUCCUCCUUUUCUCUAGAAGUAAAAUCCAAUCCUAAAAGCGGACAAGGACUAGGCUAUUAUUACCAGAAUUACUUACCUGGUAUUGCUGCCCAUUUCUAGAUUAACAAACCUUGCCGGAAUAAUGAAAUAUGUGCUUUAAGGAGUCGGCGAAGCUGACCGCGAAGCCCUGAGACCCCCAUAUUUAAUCAUCCGCCACAAACCCUUGAUACAAUUAGCUCACAAGAGAUUCAGGAAGAAGUAAAGCAUAAAGUGGACCAGCUCUCACGUCAUUUAUUGCAUGAAAUUGAAGCAAAUAUGGCCCAUGCUACUUCCAAAAUAUAUAUUGAACUGCAAAAAGUGGUCGAAGAGAGAUUCCAGCAGAUUCAUGAAUUUAAUUCAGCGAAUCAAGUGAAUGAAAGCAAUCAAGAAAUUAAAAAUGUCAUGACUCCCCCUGGAAGGAUGAUGCCGAAACUUAAGCUAGAUAGCCUGCAAGAUUCAAGGAAGUCAGAAAACUAUGAUUAUAUCCAAAAUAUAGCAUCUAGUUAUAAAGAUAUGAAAAAAUAA